Messenger RNA from Macrosiphum euphorbiae (potato aphid), 1164 nucleotides. The record is from the annotation of a GenBank genome assembly. Lineage: Eukaryota; Metazoa; Arthropoda; Insecta; Hemiptera; Aphididae.
AUGGCUGAUUCCGAGUUUGAAGAAUUCAGGCAAAUAUUCGAAUCGCUACCUCAACAUCUGAGGGCGUCCGCGCAGACCUAUACUCUAGUUCACGAUGUAUUAUCAGACGAAGAGUCAUCGACUGAAGCUACAAUCAACAAAAAUGUUGACACCAAUAAUGCUUUCAAUGUCUUUUCCAUUUCAGACGACGAUCAAAAUGAGCCAAAGAACAAUCAUAUUGUGCGCUUGAGGCAUGAAAAAAGAAGGAGAAAAUUACCCGAAUUACCAAAAAAUAAAACUGGUUCGGUGUUAAGUUUGGCUGACGAAUUAGGAGAAGUAUUUUCGUCGGACAGAAGGAAAUCGUUCGUAUCGGGACUGCGAGAUUCUGAAUGUCGGUCUCCAGACUCGGGAAUAUCAUUAGUUCAUUCACCCGAGAGAGCCAAAUCUAGUUCACCACAACAAAUCGACACUCCGACUCCAGCGUCUUCGUGUUCAUCGGGUCUUCCAUUAUCUCAAUUAGAGCUAUUAGAGGCCACGCACAGAGGACUGUACAAGUUCGUUCCUAGGCACCGGGACGAGAUGGAAGUGGAUAUCGGUGAUCCGAUUUACGUGCAAAAGGAAGCCGAAGACUGUUGGUGCGAAGGAGUUAACCUUCGCACUGGAGCUCAAGGCGCGUUUCCGUCUGCAUACGCGGUAGACGUUGAGUACACGGAUUUCGAUUCUGCGACUCCCAAGGUGAAACGAGAACGGUUUCUUUUGGGAUACAUGGGUUCGGUGGAGACAAUGUGGCACAAAGGCAAUUCUGUACUGUGUCAAGCCAUACGCAAGAUUACUGAACGACCCAAUUGCAAACCACAAUCGUGCAUACUUGAGGUGUCAGACCAAGGACUUCGAAUGGUCGAUCGUGCCAAAUCUUCAACGAUGCAGACUAGAGAUUCGAGUACACCGUGUCAAGAUUAUUUUUACUCUUUAAAGAACGUAUCGUUUUGUGCGUUCUACCCGGAUGACAACCGAUACAUGGGGUUCGUUACUAAACAUCCGACAUGUCAGAGGUUUGCGUGUCACGUGUUUAAAGCAAACGAAUCGUCGAGACCAGUGGCGGAAGCGAUCGGACGUGCUUUCCAAAGAUUCUAUCAAAAAUACAUAGAGACAGCGUAUCCAGUGGAAGACAUAUACAUCGAGUGA